Messenger RNA from Fukomys damarensis (Damara mole-rat), 873 nucleotides. Its product is annotated as olfactory receptor 7G2-like. Gene Ontology annotation, biological process: G protein-coupled receptor signaling pathway. Lineage: Eukaryota; Metazoa; Chordata; Mammalia; Rodentia; Bathyergidae. Gene Ontology annotation, cellular component: membrane. The transcript has 4 exons. Bases 1 to 873 code for a protein of 290 amino acids. Gene Ontology annotation, molecular function: G protein-coupled receptor activity; olfactory receptor activity. The record is from RefSeq and is a predicted model, not a curated record.
AUGCUCUCUGCCAGAGAUGAACUCUCCUGGGGCAGAUACCACUGUGUCCACCCUUCACAAAAACAGAUCAUUGGUUUUCCAUAUGCAGGUCACUUGCUGAGCACCUUUGUCACUGAAACCUUCCAGAACCCAGAGCUGCAGCCUUUCAUCUUCUUUCUCUUUCUCGUUAUCUACCUGAUCUCCAUCCUGGACAACCUGCUCAUCACCCUCACCAUCAGCUCUUACUCUCACCUUCACACACCUAUGUACUUUUUCCUCUCCACCCUGUCCUUGGCUGACAUCUGUAUAAGCACCAAAACUAUCCCAAAGAUCCAUGCAAAAAGUUGUCUACUUGCAGUGCUGGCCUACGACUGCUAUGUGGCCAUUUGUCAGCACCUAAGUACUGGGCACACCAUGCUUCACACUCUGAUAGUGCCUUGGCCAUCUUUCUGCACAGACAUGGAAACACCUCAGUUCUUCUGUGAACUUUCUCAGAUCUUCAAGCUGGCCUGCACUGGUAUCUUUAUAAAUACCCUUCUGAUAGUUUCAGCAGCGAACAUAUUCUUUGAUUUUCCCAGUGCUGAAAUAAUUUUCUCUUAUACUAAAAUUGUCUCCUAUGUUUUCAGAAUGCCCUCAGUGGGAGGAAGAUAUAAAGCAUUUUCUAUCUGUGGGUCUCACCUCUCUGUUGUUUCCUUAUUCUAUGGAUCAGGUUCUGGAGUGUACCUGAGUUCUGCCAUUACUGACUCUUCCACUAAGAAUGCAGUGGCUUCAGUGAUUUACACUGUGAUCCCUCAAAUGAUGAACCCCUUUAUCUACAGCUUGAGGAACCGAGAAAUGAAGAUAGCUCUGAAGCAUCUCCUUAUUGGGAAGCCUUCUUUAUUCUUGUGUCAUUAG